This is a messenger RNA of Salvia hispanica, 570 nucleotides long. RefSeq lists its product as uncharacterized. NCBI's taxonomy places the organism in Eukaryota, Viridiplantae, Streptophyta, Magnoliopsida, Lamiales, Lamiaceae. The record is from RefSeq and is a predicted model, not a curated record.
AUGGCGCCGUAUGAAGCAUUAUAUGGAAGGAAGUGUAGAUCGCCGUUCUACUGGGACGAGGUUGGCGAGCGACAGGUACUUGGACCCGAUGCUGUUGAAGAGAUGGUUGGAAUUGUUCGCCAAAUACGAGAGAGGAUAAAAGAAGCUCAAGACAGACAUAAGUCAUACGCGGAUGUCCGACGAACUGACUUACAAUUUCAAGCCGGCAACAGAGUUUUCCUCAAAGUGUCCCCGUCAAAAGGGAUAACGCGAUUUGGUGUCAAGGGCAAACUAAAACCGCGAUUUAUUGGACCACCAAGCCGUGGAAACGUGCACAAUAUUUUUCAUGUGUCACAGUUGCGCAAAUACGUGUUCAACCCAAAGCACGUGAUUCAUUACGAAGAAGUCACCCUGAACCCGGACUUGAGCUACGAGGAGAGACCCCAAAUGAUUUUUGACCGAAAGAUCCAGAAUGUGAGAAAUAAGUCUGUUACUUGUGUGAAAGUACUUUGGAGUAAUCAUGGGCAUGAAGAAGCCACAUGGGAGAAAGAGGACCAGAUGAUGGAAUUGUACCCUGAACUCUUUCCUUGA